GUCGCCACAACGGCAACAAGGACGUGUGUGCGGUUGCUAGAUCGAUCAGAAGUUCACAACAUCCCAUCGUGCGGACUUCGUGUCCUGUUUACUGCAGCAGCUGUAGCCUGUUGGCAACCCGCUCCGUCCAGGAUGGGGGUGAAAGAUCGGCCUCAGUGCUACUUCGAUGUGGAGAUCAACAGAGAGCCAGUUGGACGCAUUGUCUUUCAACUGUUCUCAGAUAUUUGUCCCAAGACAAGCAAAAAUUUCCUCUGGCUUUGUACUGGUGAAAAGGGCACUGGUAAAACCACAGGGAAAAAAUUGUGCUACAAAGGUUCUGUAUUCCAUCGAGUAGUUAAGAACUUCAUGAUUCAAGGGGGAGAUUUCACCGAAGGCAACGGAAGAGGUGGAGAGUCAGUAUACGGCGGCUACUUCGAAGAUGAGAACUUUAUUCUCAAACAUGACAGAGCCUUCCUCUUGUCGAUGGCCAACCGAGGCAAGGACACUAACGGCUCCCAGUUUUUCAUAACAACAAAGACAGCACCACAUCUGGAUGGCGUUCACGUGGUCUUUGGGUCGGUCAUCUCUGGGUUCGAAGUGAUAAAGAAAAUCGAGGGGCUGAAGGCCGACGCCGCCAGCAGACCCUACGCCGACGUCCGAGUGAUUGACUGCGGACAGCUGAUUACGAAAUCUGCUAACGAUGUACUUGAAGGUAGGAAGAGGAAAGCUUUCUAUUCUGAAGAUGAUUCUCAGAGUUCUUCAGAUUCACGGUACUCCUCCUUCGAGUCUGGAGAAGAAUCGGCCGAACGGUAUUCACGGCGAAACAAGAUGUCCGCCAAGAGCAAGCGUUCAAAGAGGAGAAGGAAGGAAGUCGAGAGGAAAGAGAGGCGGCGCGAGAAAUCGGUUUGUCAAGGGAGCCAUUCUGAGCGAGACAUGGUAGAGGAAGAGGAUGGACAGAAAGAACAUAAUGUAAAGAGGGAGAAGCCUAUGGUGCGCCCAGAGGAGAUCCCUCCUGUGCCAGAGAACCGCUUCCUGCUCCGGAGAGACAUGCCAGCACAGGAAGAGUCCACAAAUAUCAUCGUCCAGGACACAGUAAAUAUGCCUAAUGACACCAAGCCAGUCGUCACUAAAUCUGGUCGGAAACUCAAAGGCCGUGGCACAAUGAGAUACCAUACCCCUACUCGGUCAAUAUCUCGGUCUGAAUCUGAGGAGGAAAGAGGGAGCAGUGAGACUCCUCCACACUGGAAAGAGGAGAUGCAGAGAACAAAGACUUACCAGCCUUCCAGUGUACAGAAAUGGAGCAAAGGAGAAAGAUGGGAUGACAGAAGUGGCACCCCCUGGUCAAGGUCAAGGUCCCAAGAAUACUCUUCAGACCAGGACUCGGAUAACUCUAGUCAGCAUCACCAUUACAAGAAAGAAAAGAAAAAAGACAAACGUAAGAAGAAAGCAAAGAAACGGAAACAUUCAAAGAAGCAUAAGAAAAACAAAUUCAGAGAGGGCUCUCUUUCAGAGCGAGAGAUGUCUGUGUCAUCAGGCAGAAGGUCAAAAGUCUCCAACUAUCCACCGAGGAGAUCUUAUUCACGCUCUCUCUCCCCUUCUACGUCACGCCACUCUCGCAGGUCAUAUAGAUCAAGGUCAAACAGGCGAAAAUCCUUGUCCCCCUCCGUUAGAAGGUCCAGGUCUUACUCUAGGUCAAGAGACAAGUCUUAUUCCAGAAGUCGCUCUAGAACAGGGAGUAGGUCUAAAUCUAAUUCUAGUAGAUCCUGCUCAAGGUCAAGGUCGGGAAGUCAGUCAGGACGGUCUAUUACGCGAUCUAGGUCUGAUUCUCGCUCCAGAUCUAGAUACAGGACAAGAUCCAGAUCUAGGUCCAGGUACAGGUCACAGUCCCCAAUAAGAAAACGGAAUAUAUCAAAGCUUCCUGAUGGCAGUUCACAGAAGGUUAAGAAUCCUGUACCCACCCCUACACACGCUAUGGAACCCAAAGCUACUCCAUCUGCAUCUGCUGAGAGUGUCCCAGUGCUGCCUUUGAGUGACAGCCCACCACCUUCUCGAUGGAAACCAGGCCAAAAGCCUUGGAAACCAUCUUAUGUUCGCAAUCAAGAGAUAAAGGCAAAAAAAGACUUGCCCUCUCAGGCUCUCAUGAGCCAAACACCAGGUAUGCCACUUGAGACGCUAUCAAAUGUUCAGAGUCAAAUUAAGAAGUCCACAUCUAAUAAGGGUCUCAGUAGUAGCAGCCACUAUAGUGGAAAAAACAAGCAACCCGAAAGUCUUCUCCGAAAAAGUUCAUCCAGAAGUCGUUCCUCCAGCCAUUCGAGAAGCAGAAGUCACUCAAGUUAUCAGUCCAUGUCACCUGGUCAGUACAGCAGGUCUUCUUCAUCUUCCUCUUUUAGCAGGUCGGACUCUUAUUAUUCGUAUAGAAGAACGUCCUCAGAAAAAAGAGAGAAACGCCAUAGUUCUCACAGAAGGGACCAUAAGAGGAUCAAGAAUGUCAUAUAUAGCCCUGUCAAAGAAGAUUCAUCUCCCUCUCAUUCAGAUGGAACUGAUAGCACACACGGUCCUAUUCAGAGACACAGUAUCUCAAAGGCGCCAGAAGAUGCACUCGAUCCUUUGCCAGAUUUGCACAUUAAGGCAGAAAAGAAGCUCAAAUCCAGCAAUGCCUCAGUACUGGCUGCCACCAACUCGAAAUCUGGAUCUGGAUGGGAAAGUGACAACGGACAUUUGAGCAAACUGGCUUCUGGUGAUGAGAGUAAACCACCUCAGGUUUCUGUUAAAGAGGAGAGUGGACUUAGUGAAAAGAAAAAGAUGAAGAUUUGGGCUCAUUGCUGGGACUCUGAAAGCGAGUCUGAAAUGGCAGGAGCAAACAAUGGGGAUGGUGAAAAUAAACCUGCAUCGGAAAAGGAAGAGGGGGAAGCCAGUUCAGAAUCUGAAGUUGUAGAACCCACCGGAUUUGUCAACAAACCAGACCAGCUCUCCAAGGUUUCAGAAGGAUUCAAAAACAGCGAGGAACAUUCGAAUGAUUAUUCAAAAACCGAAAAGCACAAAAGCAAGAAGGCUAAGCGUAAACACAAGCACAAGAGGAGAAAUUCUGACAGGUCUAGCUCACAAAGGGUGAAGACAAAAACAAAAAGGUCUAAGAAAAAGCGUCAGAAACCAAAGGAGACAUUUCACUGGCAGCCUCCUCUUGAGUUUGGUGAAGAAGGUGAGGAGGAUGAUUCGCUUCCUCAGGCAAAAAAUAUUGACCCUGCUAACAGUGAAGGACUUACAGAACUGGUAAAGAGGACACAGCUGAAAUCUCAACAUGUUGUAAGCAAGGAGAAUUCCAAGAUGAGUCACGAUUCAUCAAAAGAAAGCUGUUCAACUGCAGAGAUCUCUAAAAGUGGUGAUGAGUCUUCUAACUUGACAAAAAGACAGCAGUUAAAGCUAAAUACUGAUGCAGCAAAAAGUCCAGCGCAAAGCAAACGUCCACAGAUUGCUUCAAGUCAGUCGAACGUUAAUGCAGCACACGCCCAAGACGAAACAAACGAUCAAGACGAUAUGGAAAUAUGCACCCCAGAGCACAAAGCAGACGCCAACACAGAAAAACCUGAACCUUUUGCAGUUGACCUGCCAAACAUAAAAGAUACGGUUAAGAAUGGUACUCAACUUCUGCUACCUCAGACAGAUCAAAAGAAAUCUGGUUCAAAUCCUGUUUUAACUCCUCCCAACCGAGCUGGAGAACCCACACCUGGCAGUGUUGGGCUACUAGUCGAUCCCAAAUGGAAACCCUUAAAAGGUAUGACUGUGGUACCAGCAGUCAGUGCAGCACCUCUAGACAUGAAAAUGAACAGGUCGCAAGAGCAAGGGGAGGGCAAGACUCAGGGCCUCAAGAUUGAGAUCAAAAGCAAAAACAGGGUCCGACCAGGGUCCCUGUUCGACGAGGUGCGGAAGACAGCCCGGCUAAACCAGCGUCCCAGAAAUCAGGACAGUUCCAGUGAAGAGGGUUCACCUGCUUCCACAGGAGAGCAAACUGGAUCCCAGAAGCACUCGCGAAGCAAGUCUCGCUCGGUGUCCAGUUCCAGACCUCGACGUAGAGACAGCUCUCGCUCAUACACCCCCUCCAGGAGCAGGUCCAGGAGCUCCAGCUAUUCUUCCAGAAGCUACAGUAGAAGUCAAAGCAGACGGGGAUACAGUAGAGAACAUUCCAGAUCUCGAAGUAGUAGCUACCAAAGAUAUCGCAGUCACACUUACAGUCGAAGUCGUUCCAGAAGUCGGUCCAGAGGACGCUGUAGGUCAAGAUCCUACACUUAUGACAGCUACUCAAGCCGUAGCCGCAGCAGAAGAAGUCGAUACAGACGAAGUGAAAGUUCUGAUCGCAGAUCCAGAUCAUACCGUUCCUAUAGUCGCAGUUCUUCAAGGCAUGGAAGUCAUAGCAGUCGAUACAGCUGAGAUGACUAUUAGGAGGUUUCCUGUUACUUUUUUUUUGGUUUGUUUGUUUGCUUAUUGGUUAUUGAAACUAGACCAGAGCCUCACGUAUCUUUCUUUUGUUUUCCAUAAAGAAUGUUUCUCUGAUGUCAGGUAAUAUGAGCCACUUUGACCUGUACAUAUAUUUCUGUGGUACUGAUCAUUUAUAUACCAUUUGACUGCUGUGUGUUGUUUUUAUUAUUAUUUUUUGUUUUGUUUUUGUUUUUUUUAAUAAAAUUUUUAUUUUUCAAUAAUUGGACUUAUAUGAAUGUAAGAGAACUGUUUUAUGCCGUCUUGUUUUUGUUUUUGUAUGUAAUUUGUAUUAAAUGCUAACAAGAGCAUCCUGCCAGUACAGAAUUAAUGUAACGCAUUCACACAUUCUCAACCACAGACACAGUAAAAAUGUUUUAGCACAAUUGUAAA
This is a messenger RNA of Tachysurus vachellii, 4842 nucleotides long. It is a transcript of the gene nktr, whose product is annotated as natural killer cell triggering receptor. The coding region runs from base 133 to 4404 and encodes 1423 amino acids. Gene Ontology annotation, molecular function: peptidyl-prolyl cis-trans isomerase activity. Gene Ontology annotation, biological process: protein peptidyl-prolyl isomerization; protein folding. NCBI's taxonomy places the organism in Eukaryota, Metazoa, Chordata, Actinopteri, Siluriformes, Bagridae. Gene Ontology annotation, cellular component: nucleus. The transcript has 18 exons. The record is from RefSeq and is a predicted model, not a curated record.